Pungitius pungitius (ninespine stickleback) is the source of this 2814-nucleotide messenger RNA. Its product is annotated as complement C2. The transcript has 19 exons. The coding region runs from base 279 to 2576 and encodes 765 amino acids. Gene Ontology annotation, biological process: complement activation; response to bacterium; proteolysis. The record is from RefSeq and is a predicted model, not a curated record. Gene Ontology annotation, cellular component: extracellular exosome; extracellular region; classical-complement-pathway C3/C5 convertase complex. Gene Ontology annotation, molecular function: serine-type endopeptidase activity. NCBI's taxonomy places the organism in Eukaryota, Metazoa, Chordata, Actinopteri, Perciformes, Gasterosteidae.
UGAGCUCCGGGUUUUAUGAAUAACAGCGAGACGAGCUGCAGAGAUUGAGAUUCAAAAUGACAUCAUUCGCCCCCAGCAUUGCAGUCAAAGUCGUCAAAUAUCACCAAAGACAAACUCCACGAUGGUAAAACAAGAGAAACGGAAGAAGCAAUAACGAAAGUAAGAGCUCAAAUCUGGGUUCUUUCCCAGAUUGCUCAACGCCGUGUUGUUGGGUAAUCGGUGGUCAUCAAACAGAGCAGCUGGCUGUGGUUCUGGGACACCUGCGACACGGAGCGGUCAUGUGCGUCCGGACGGUUCUGUGGGUCCUGCUCUUCACCUCCGAGGUGUCGCCGCAGCAAUACGAUUAUGGAGACGGAACCUACGAGGAUCCGCAGCCGCUGAACUGCUCGACCACGGAGAGCAUCAAAGGCGGACGUGUCACCUACUCACAGGGAGGGCUGGAGGGCAGCGUGCUGACCUAUCACUGCGGCGCGGGGCGGUACCCCUUCCCGGUGAGCCAGCGGCUCUGCGGCGCCGACGGGGAUUGGUCCCUGGUGAGGUUGACCGACGGCAGGCGGGUGCACCGGGUCACGUGCAAAGACGUGCUGUGUCCGGCUCAGCUGCAGCUGGACCACGGGGACCUAUGGCCCAGAGACCAGUGGUACCGAGUCGGGGCGACGCAGAGCUUCUCCUGCCAGGACGGCUUCGCCCUGCAGGGGUCGGCCCAGAGGACCUGCGCCCUCUCUGGGGAGUGGACGGGUGGCGCCCCCGCCUGUGUCGACCACGCUGGCGACUGCAGCGACCCGGGGAUCCCACCGGGGGCGCUGAGGUCAGCAGGCCGGUUCCACACCGGGGAGAAGGUGACCUACCGCUGCCAGGCCGGUCUGGAUCUCCUCGGGUCGGCUGAACGGGUGUGCCUGGAGAACAGGGAGUGGAGCGGCUCAACGCCGCGCUGCCAAGGCGCCAACACCUUUGACUCCCCCGGCGCCGUGGCAGCGGCCCUGGCGGGGUCACUGGGAGGAAUCAUGGACGUCAUCUCGCCGGACUCCAAAAAGAAAGACACAACAGGGUCCUUCGCCAGGACCUUCCGCGUGACCGAAGGCAGUCGCAUGAACGUCUACAUUUUACUGGACACGUCGGGAAGCAUCAGAAAGCAGGACUUUGAUCUCUCCAGGAGCGCCACCAUUGCUCUCAUCCGAAAGCUGGACAGCUACGAGGUGCAGCUGAAGUUCCACGUGCUGUCGUUCGCCACGGAGACGAGAGACAUCGUGGACAUCAUGGAGACGGAAAGGAGCGGCAGCGCGGACGCCGUCGUAUGGAGCCUGGAGCACUUCGACUACCUGAGCCACGGGCUCAAGACGGGCACCAACCUGCACGCCGCCCUGGAGCGCGUCGCCGAGGUCAUCAGCUUCUUGAAGCAAGACGACGCCGGGAACCAUUUCAAUGAGACGCAGAACGUCAUCAUCAUAGAAACAGAUGGUUACUCCAACACCGGCAGGAAGCCUGAGAUCGCCCUCAACCAGAUCCGAAAUCUGCUGGGCUACAGCGCCGCGUCACGUGAUCACACCGACGAGACCAUGCUGGACGUCUAUGUUUUUGGAAUUGGGGAUCAAGUCAACAAAGCGGAGCUGAACUCCAUAGCCUCGAAGAAACGAGGCGAGGAGCACUUCUUCGUGGUGAGAGACUUCCGAACCCUGGGGCAGGUGUUCAACCGCAUCAUCAGUGAUCAGAGCGUCACAAUGUGUGGGGUGGCUCAGGAGCGGGAGGACGGUCAGGCGACAUUCACCAGACCCUGGCAUGUCACCUUGGAAACGGCCUCAAAGUGUGUCGGAUCCAUCGUGAGCCCGAACUGGGUGCUGACAGCCGCUCACUGCUUCAAAGGGCUGAGCGCCGGCGACCUGCAGAAGGUGCACGUACACCACGGUGACGGCCCGUCGGCUUCCCAGAAGGUCUUCAUUCACCCAAAGUACGACGUCAGGGCCCUCGAGCACAGGAACGUGUCCGAGUUCUACGACUACGACGUCGCUCUGGUCCAGCUCGACCAGGAGGUCAAGCCCUCCUGGAGGGCCAGACCCAUCUGCUUGCCGUGUACCGUACCAGCGGAUCGAGCCAUGAAGAGAGUCAACUCCACCUGUCGGCAACACAGGAAGGAGCUGCUUCCACACGAGGAGACCGCCGCCUCUUUCAUCCACAAGAACGUCGCACGCCAACAGACGCACGUUCACACCGAGAGCCAGAGGCCCGGCUGCGUGGAGAAGGCGAGGCAAACACUCAGAGAUCCCACCAACGUGACUCUGGACGAGUACAUACCCGACCGGUUCCUCUGCUCCGGGGGCUCCUCGGGGUACCAGGACGCCAUCAGCUGCAGAGGUGACUCGGGUGGAUCCCUGUUCCUGCAAAAGAGAAACCGCUACUUUCAGGUGGGAGUCUUGAGCUGGGGCACGACCAACGUGUGCGACCCCCCCGGCGUGAGAGGGUACAGCAGCGUGAGGCCGCCUCCGGACGCCCGAGACUUCCACAUUGACCUGUUCCAGGUGAUGCCGUGGCUGAAGCAGCUGCUCGGGGGGGAAGUCCAGUUCCUGCCCGACGACGACUGAGGACCUCGAGGAACGGCCUCGCGCAACGAGCGCAUCAGCAAAUGUGUGAAUAAUCGUAGACACGGUCAUCGAGUGUGUUCUAAAACUUUAUUGUCAAUAGGAAUAGAAAUAACACUGAUUUUUUGUCACUCACAACAUAAAAAAAUAAUGAAAAAAAAAACAUCUUUCUGGAUUCUUUCUGAACGCAACACAAAUAAAUGAGGCCUAAAUAAUGGAAAUAUACCUGAGCUGAAACAAA